This is a messenger RNA of Astyanax mexicanus (Mexican tetra), 4766 nucleotides long. It is a transcript of the gene myo1ea, whose product is annotated as myosin IEa. Gene Ontology annotation, molecular function: actin filament binding; microfilament motor activity; ATP binding. The record is from RefSeq and is a predicted model, not a curated record. Gene Ontology annotation, biological process: actin filament organization; vesicle transport along actin filament. Bases 244 to 3606 code for a protein of 1120 amino acids. Lineage: Eukaryota; Metazoa; Chordata; Actinopteri; Characiformes; Acestrorhamphidae. Gene Ontology annotation, cellular component: microvillus; plasma membrane; actin cytoskeleton. The transcript is spliced from 29 exons.
GCGCGCCGCCGUUGCUAAGCUCAGUAGUAUGGAUUGAGGAGGAGGCAGGUCCCGGGGAGACUGCGGUACCGUGUUUUUACUGUUUUUACUGCUUUUACUGCACUGUUUCCUUCAUUUUCUGCUUCCAGCUCCUUAAAUACAGAGCUGACAGGGUGAUUAUAGAGGGAGGAUAACUUACCUGGCGGAGUGAAGACAAAACGGACUGAUAUAAGGAGCGAGUCUGUCUGACCACAGCGGUUCAGUAUGGGAAGCCGGGGACAUUACCGGUACCACUGGCAGAGCCACAAUGUCAAGCAAAGCGGCGUGGACGACAUGGUGCUCCUCACCAAAAUCAACGAGGAUGCCAUCGUGGAAAACCUCAAGAAGAGAUACAUGGACGACUAUAUAUUUACAUACAUCGGACCUGUGCUCAUCUCUGUUAACCCUUUCAAACAGAUGCCUUACUUUGGGGACAAAGAGGUGGAGAUGUACCAAGGAGCAGCUCAGUAUGAAAACCCUCCCCAUAUCUACGCUCUGGCAGACAACAUGUACAGAAACAUGAUGAUCGACCGUGAAAACCAGUGCGUCAUCAUCAGUGGUGAGAGCGGCGCUGGAAAGACUGUAGCAGCCAAGUACAUUAUGGGCUACAUAUCCAGAGUGUCUGGAGGAGGACCCAGAGUACAGCAUGUCAAAGACAUCAUCCUGCAGUCCAACCCUCUCCUGGAGGCUUUCGGAAACGCCAAGACGCUGAGAAACAACAACUCCAGCCGAUUCGGGAAAUACUUUGAGAUUCAGUUCAGCUCUGGCGGGGAACCAGAUGGCGGGAAAAUCUCCAACUUCCUGUUGGAAAAGUCUCGCGUGGUUAUGAGGAACCCAGGAGAGAGAAGCUUCCAUAUCUUCUACCAGUUGAUAGAGGGGGCGAGUGGAGAUCAGAAGAGCAGUCUUGGAAUCACCAGCCUGGACUAUUACUCCUACCUCAACCAGUCCGGAUCCUACAAGGUGGACGAUAUCAACGACAAGAGCGACUUCCAGGAAACUCUGCAUGCUAUGGAUGUGAUUGGCAUCUCAAGGGAGGACCGCACCAUGGUGCUGCAGAUUGUGGCUGGAGUUCUUCACCUGGGCAACAUCAGCUUCAGAGAGGCUGGAAACUACGCAGCGGUGGAGAGCGAGGAGUUCCUGGCCUUCCCCGCCUUCCUGCUGGGUAUCGACCAGGCUCGACUGAAAGAGAAACUGACCAGUCGUAAGAUGGACGGCCGAUGGGGAGGGAAGUCGGAGUCUAUAGACGUGACCCUGAACGUGGAGCAGGCGUGUUUCACGCGGGACGCUCUCUCCAAAGCUCUGCACGCUCGCGUCUUUGACUUUCUAGUAGAGUCGAUCAAUAAAGCCAUGGUGAAGGAUCAUCAGGAGCUGAAUAUCGGUGUGCUGGAUAUUUAUGGGUUUGAGAUUUUUCAGAAAAAUGGAUUUGAACAGUUCUGCAUCAACUUUGUGAAUGAGAAACUGCAGCAGAUCUUCAUUGAGCUCACGCUGAAAGCAGAACAGGACGAGUAUGUGCAGGAAGGAAUCCGAUGGACUACCAUUGAAUAUUUCAACAACAAGAUUGUGUGUGACCUGAUUGAGAGUAAAAUAAAUCCUCCAGGCAUCAUGAGCAUCCUGGAUGAUGUGUGUGCUACGAUGCAUGCGAAGGGGGAGGGUGCAGACCAGACCAUGCUGCAGAAACUGAGAAUGCAGAUCAACAACCAUGAGCACUUCAACAGCUGGAACCAAGGCUUCAUAAUCCACCAUUACGCUGGAAAGGUGUCGUAUGACGCUGAGGGAUUCUGUGAGAGGAACAGAGAUGUCCUGUUUACGGAUCUGAUCGAGCUCAUGCAGAGCAGUGAAAUAGCUUUUAUCCGGGCUCUGUUCCCAGAAAACCUCAACGCUGACAAGAAAGGUCGACCCACGACAGCAGGCAGUAAAAUCAAGAAACAAGCUAAUGAUCUGGUGAGCACACUGAUGAAGUGCACUCCUCACUACAUCCGCUGUAUCAAACCCAACGAGACCAAGAAACCCAAAGACUGGGAGGAGAGCAGAGUGAAACACCAGGUCGAGUAUCUCGGUCUAAAGGAGAAUAUCAGAGUAAGACGUGCUGGAUACGCCUACAGGAGGGUCUUCCGGAAGUUCCUCAACAGGUACGCUAUCCUGACGAAGGAGUCGUGGCCGACGUGGCGUGGAGAUGAGAAGCAGGGAGUUCUGCACCUCCUCCGCUCGGUCAACAUGGACCAGGACCAGUAUCAACUGGGCCGCACCAAGCUGUUCAUUAAAGCACCAGAGUCGCUUUUCCUUCUGGAGGAGACCAGAGAGCGAAAGUUUGACGGCUACGCCCGAGCCAUCCAGAAAGCCUGGCGUCAGUACGUGGCCCGCAAGAAAUACGUACAGAUGAGAGAAGAGGCUUCUGAUCUUUUGCUGAACAAAAAGGAGAGGAGGAGGCACAGCCUGAACAGGAACUUUAUAGGAGAUUACCUGGGCAUGGACGACCGGCCUGAGCUCAGACAGUUCCUCGGCAAGAGAGAGAAGAUCGACUUUGCAGACAAAGUUACCAAAUAUGACCGACGCUUUAAGGGCAUUAAGAGAGAUCUGAUCCUGAGCCCCAAGUGUGUGUAUCUGAUCGGGAGAGAGAAGGUGAAGCAGGGCCCAGAGAAAGGCCAGAUAAAGGAGGUGCUGAAGCGCAGAGUUGAUGUGGAGAAAAUUAUGGCUGUUUCUUUAAGCACUUUGCAAGACGACUUUAUGAUUCUGCAUGAGCAGGAGUACGACAGCCUGCUGGAGUGUGUGUUUAAGACUGAAUUCAUCAGCCUGCUCUCACGCAGAUUUGAGGAGAAGACCCAGAGGAAGCUGCCACUCAAAUUUGGAAACACAUUGGAGAUGAAGCUGAAGAAAGAGAGCUGGGGGCCCUGGAGUGCCGGAGGUUCACGGCAGGUGCAGUUUAUUCAGGGUCAGGGAGACGCUGCUGUACUGCGACCGUCCAACAAGAUGCUGCAGGUCAGCAUUGGACCGGGCCUGCCUAAGAACUCCCGUCCCACUAAGAAAAGCAUCAUUGGUCAGAGCCACUCGAACAUGUCCCGGCCGCUCCACCACACCCCGACUCGGGUUGCACCCGGACCUCCAGUUCAUCAGAACGGAGGGUUAAAACAUAGCAAUCAUGCUGCCAGCCAGAGGAACCAGCAGCACCAGAGCAGCCAGAGGUCGGCACCGGCCAACCAAUCCCGCCCUUUCCUGCCUGUCACAGCCAAUCAGCUGAAGGACAGAAGCAGCAGGCAAUCAGCCCAGCAACCCAACCUGGACUGCCUUAGGGUGCCUGAUCAGGGAGCUGCAGGAAACCAGCGGCCAGCAGCAAACGGAGGAAUAGCUCACAGGCAGUCGACCAACAGACCCGCGCCCGGAGGCGGCCGGCCGAAGCCAGCACCCAAACCCAAGCCGCAGGUUCCUCAGUGUAAAGCUCUGUACGCGUACGACGCCCAGGACACCGACGAGCUCAGCUUCAACGCAGACGACAUCAUCGAAAUUACCAUGGAGGAUGCCUCAGGCUGGUGGACGGGGAGACUGAGAGGUAAACAGGGUCUUUUCCCCAACAACUACGUCACCAAGAUCUAACUCCACCUCCUGCAGCUGAGGGCCGGCCGGCGCAUCACCGGCGCACCACACGUACCUCAGAGGACUCCCACUGCAGAGAACCAGAGAGAGGGGUGGGAGCGCCGCCAUGGUGGAGGUCUCGGCCUUACUGCAUCCUGUCCCUGUUCUCACAGAGGGGCAGUUUCACAGCACAGCUCGCCGGCGCCACCACCAGACUUCUCUCCAGGGCUAAGUGUUACACAGUCCCUGUGAGCACUGAUCAAAACUAUUUAUUAUGUAUUUAUAGCUUCAUUUUACUUCGGUUUUUGUUUAUGGUUUCAGCCAUCAGUGAUAUUUAAAGUGAUCUUACUGCGUUUGAAGACCACAUGGAGCAUCCAUCCUGUUUGGGACCUUGAAUUAUUAUUUUUUUGCUUCUAAAAUUGAAGGAUUUUUAAGGUAAAUGAAGGUGCUUCUCUGUAGGUUCACCUGCUGUUUGUUGGUUUAUAAUCUCUAGUAGCUUUAUGUUCAAAUCUAUGGGUUUAGUAGGGAAAAUUUUGCUGCUAAUACCUGUUUUUUCUGUAUUAUUGCAUCUCAAAAAUGUACUUUUUUGAAGCUUUAGAAGUAAACAACCCCCCCCAAACACACUUAUGAUCAUCAUCAUCAUCAUCAUCACCAGGAGCACAUCCGUUACUGCAUAACUGUACAUGAUGCUGUGUGUUAAAAGAAAAAAGCACUUUAUCAGUAUGAAUUUGUACCGGGUGUUCCUGCUGCCCCGCGGACAGCCCGCACCAGGAUGUAUAUAUAUAUGAAGGUUUGCCAAAGAUGCGCUAGUUUCAGAAAGGGAACUGAUUGUUUUUAAACAGUUUGUUUACAUGAUUUAUACAGGCAUUCGCAUCGAUGUAUCUCAAAUAUUUUGUACUACUUUGUUAAUAAUAGGAUGAACUAAUUGUGUUCCUUGUGCUCUUAUUGCUUGUUUUGGCUGUUAUGUUUUUUUUUUCUAUGAAUAAUACAAACUAGGGGGUGUUAGGGGGUUGUUUAGAUGCACAUUGGACCAAAACGACAUUCUUCUUUUACACACAGUUAUCUGUAAGCCUUAAGCAGUUCACCCCCAUCACUGUUAACAGAACCAAAUACAUGAACUGUUUGCGUUUGGUAACAGGUGCUCAUUGUUUCAUUACAAAUGAAUUAAUUAAUGAACAGCA